AUGGCUGGAAAGAAAGCAAGCGACCAGUUAGCAACACAAAUUGCGUACCUGGAUGAGUUGUGGCGUGAUUUCCUCUCCACACAGGAGGAAAUUGAAGUUUUAGAGGACAGUGAGGAACAUUUUUCGGAACAAAGGCGAGAGUUCCAAUUGUUAUACCUCGAACUAAAGGGAUCUCUACAAAGUAAAUUACCCACUGUUCCUCCCCCACCACCCCGCGCACCAUCGUCAGUUUGCGCUCAGCCGGCUCAGCCGAUAACAAACGUACGGCUGCCGGAAAUCAAGAUUCCAGUAUUUUGUGGCAAGAUUGACGAUUGGGUUUCAUUUCGCGAUCUUUUUGUUUCGCUGAUUCAUUCUAAUCAGCAAUUGACAGCAGUACAGAAGAUGCAUUAUUUGCGAGCAUCGUUGACAGACGAGGCCGCUCGUGUGAUUUCCGCACUUGAUAUUUCUGCCGACGAUUAUCAAGUUGCGUGGAAUCUGUUGAAAGAUCGUUACGAGAAUCCAAAUAUGCUCAUUAAGCGACACAUGUCAGCUCUAUUGGCGAUCAACCCAUUGAAAAGGGAAUCCGCUUUGGGACUGUCAGAGUUGGCCGAUAGUUUCGAUCGUCAUGUUCAGUUACUCAAUAAACUCGAGACAGCUGAAGAGCACUGGAACUCGUUUCUCGUUGAGCGUUUGAGCAGUUGCCUAGAUCCUGGCACACUGCGAGAGUGGGAAACCCAUGUGGAUGAUGGCGAGCGACCCACUUACAAAGAACUCCUUGAUUUUGUUCACAAAAGAUCGCGAAUUAUAAAAACACUGAUGCUCUCCCACCCAACCAACACCCAGUCUGAACCCAAAUCGUCAAAAUCUCGCUUUACAGCCCAUGUUGCUGCAGAUAACACGAAGAAGUGCACCUACUGCAAACAAGCGCAUCUCUUGUUUCAGUGCAGUGGUUUCCAAGGCCUGAUUCCGCAACAACGCUUCGAGUUCGUCAAGAAGCAUGGGCUUUGCAUAAACUGCUUGAAGGGUACACACAUGGCGAAGGAUUGUUCCAGCAGUUCCUGUAAACAGUGCUUCAAGAAGCACCACUCCCUGCUGCAUCUCCCACCGUUUAUGUCUUCUACGGUUCCUGGGACUUCUGCAGCAGCACCAAACCAAUCAACACCAGUUGUAAUUGGUCAAUCGGCUGAAGCAAUCGGUUCGCCAUCGUACCAAGUCUCGCCACGCGAUUUGAACGCCGCAGUACGCCAACCGUCAGUUAUGUCUAGUGCGAGUUCGUCGUUUCGGUCGCUUCCACAAUCGUACUCGGUCGGUAUUGCCCCCACCACUCCGUCGUCGGUUGAUUAUUUCGUCGAAACUCAUUCGCCUUCCUCCAAUUCCUGUCAAAGUGCUAAAGUAACUGGCCAUUCGCUCCAGCAAACGGUCGUGCUAUCAACGGCAGUGAUAAAGAAACUCCGAUUGAAGCGAGUCAAACUGAAUUCACCGGUUAGUGGAAUUGGUCAGUCCACCGUAAACGUUCAUUUCGGUGUUACCAUUUCGCUUGCAUCACGCUUCGGAGAUCAUCGUUUCGUUCUGGAUUGUCUGGUACUGCCGAAGCUAACGGUGUCACUGCCUAGUCACCAUAUCGACGUCACACGUUGGCAUAUUCCACGCCAUCUCCCGAUGGCCGAUCCUCAGUUCAAUAUAAGCCAAAGGAUCGACCUCAUCAUCGGUGCGGAACUGUUCUUCUUUUUGCUGGAACAACAGCAAAUUAUGCUCGCUGCAGGAUACCCGCUCCUACAAAAAACUGUACUAGGCUACAUCGUCUGUGGGAAGGUCGCGGAUCCAACAAAGGAUCCACCAGCAGUCCAGACUAGUCACGUUUGCACAGACGACCACCUCGACAAACAACUCGAACGUUUUUGGGAAAUCGACAACUUCGACGUCGGGAAAGCCUACACUUCCGACGAGAAACACUGUGAAGAUCACUUCCAACAAACCGUUGGACGAGACUCAGACGGGAGAUACGUCGUUCGUCUUCCGCUGCGAGAGGAAAUGCUGCCGAUGUUAGGCGAUUCCUACCAACUCGCACUCCGUCGUCUCCAGUCUAUGGAGAAAAAGUUCGCUCUUGAUGAAUGUCUUCGUGUCGCAUAUCACGAGUUUUUGCAGGAGUACGAAAGUCUGGGUCACAUGGAGGAGGUGAAUUCGCGCGCGUCGUGUAGUCCACAGUUUUUCCUACCCCACCAUGCCAUCCACCGUCCUGAGAGUUCCACUACGAAGACACGAAUCGUAUUCGAUGGAUCCUGUCGUAGCUCCACCAGUUUGUCGUUAAACGAGAUUCUUUUUGUCGGACCAACAGUACAGCCAGCUCUGUACUCUACCGUCAUCAACAUUCGCUGA
Molecule: messenger RNA, 2355 nt
Organism: Armigeres subalbatus
Lineage: Eukaryota; Metazoa; Arthropoda; Insecta; Diptera; Culicidae
Exons: 3
Coding region: 1-2355 (784 amino acids)
Source: RefSeq, a predicted model, not a curated record